Drosophila navojoa is the source of this 1750-nucleotide messenger RNA. It is a transcript of the gene TrissinR, whose product is annotated as Trissin receptor. Gene Ontology annotation, molecular function: G protein-coupled receptor activity. Lineage: Eukaryota; Metazoa; Arthropoda; Insecta; Diptera; Drosophilidae. The record is from RefSeq and is a predicted model, not a curated record. Gene Ontology annotation, biological process: G protein-coupled receptor signaling pathway. Gene Ontology annotation, cellular component: plasma membrane.
AGCUGCAGCUGCAACGCAUUAUUAGCAUUAUGAGCGCCAGCAGUCGACAGUGGACGUCGGCGGCGUCCUUCUGGCAGCGACAGCGGCAGCGUCAACGUCGUCGUCGCCGGCCAGCAACGGAAACGGACGUGGGACAGGGACGAGCGCAUAAACAACUGUGCAACACUGUGGGCACAAACAUAUCAGCGGCUUAUGAUGAUAAUGAUGAUAAUGAAGCCGGCAAUAGCCCUGCUCCAACUACAAAUUAUAACAUUUCCGGCUUACUAGAUUGCCAGCAGGGACAACAACAGCAACAACAACAGCAACAGCUAACAGGCCGCCUCCAUCGACGCUCAUUGCCAUGGCCGCUGCUGUUGCUGCUGAUGCUCCUAGUUGAUUGUUCAUUGUCAACGACUGGAAAUGACUCGAGCCUGGCACUCAAUGUGACCGUCACGGAAAUCGCAUUAUCUAUGAAUGAGACAACAGCCAUAUUAGCGACGGCCGCAACACCAACAGCAGCAGGAGUAGCAGCAGGAGCAGGAGCAGCAGCAACCACAUCUCUUGAAUUGAGCGAACUAACUGAGGCGGCUAAAGAGGAAGUGGAGGACGCUGAGAACACCAGCGAAUAUAUAUUCGAUCGCACCGAUGUGCGCAUCAUAUUCAUAACCCUCUACACGAUUGUCUUCUGUUGCUGCUUCUUCGGCAAUCUGCUUGUUAUAUUGGUCGUCACGCUGUCCCGUCGUCUGCGGUCCAUAACCAACUUCUUCUUGGCCAACUUGGCCUUUGCCGACUUCUGCGUGGGUCUCUUCUGUGUUAUGCAAAAUCUCUCCAUCUAUCUUAUAGACAGCUUGCAGAUGGUCAUUGUCACCGUGUGGAUAACGUCGGCAGUCUACUCGACGCCCAAAUUUGUCUUCAGCAAGACUAUAAAAAAUAUCCACACCGAGGAUGGCCAGGAGGAGGAGAUCUGUGUUCUGGAUCGGGAAAUGUUCAAUUCCAAGCUGCUCGACAUGAUUAACUUUGUGCUGCUCUACGUAAUGCCGCUUCUGGUAAUGACGGUGCUGUACAGCAAAAUAGCCAUCGCUUUGUGGCGCAGCUCACGUGGUCUCAGUCCGCAUGUGACGCAACAUCAGCAGCAGCAGCAGCAACAGCAUCAACAGCAACAGCAGCAGCAUCAGGCUGGUCCAGAGAACAGCAUGAGUCUGCAUAACAGCAUGUACCACCAUCAUCAUCAUCAUCACCACCAUCAUCCGCACGCACAUCCCCUAGCCCAUCCACAUCAUCAUCAACUCCAUCAGCUGCCAGCGUCGUCGGCGACAGGAGGUGGAGCUGGAGUCGGAGCAGGCGGCGGUGCUGGAGGAGUGGGAACAGGUGCUGGAACAUCCUCGCUAGCUUCCGGCAGCAGUUCCACGUCCUUGUCACGUAAACAAAGCAGUAAAUACGAAAAGCGAGGCGUCAGCAUCACCGAGAGUCAGCUUGAUAAUUGCAAGGUCUCGCUAGAGGCGGAUCGGCCCAUUGUGAGCGCUUGUCGCAAAACGAGCUUCUAUCAUCACUCCCACACGCACAAUCAGCGACAGGGCAAUGGAGGCGGUGGCGGUGGCGGUGGUGUGGGCGUGGCAACCGCACAUAUGUCACACUCAUCGAGCAAUGUACUGCGCGCACGGAGAGGCGUGGUCCGCAUGCUGAUAAUAUUUGUGCUGACAUUCGCGCUCUGCAAUCUGCCGUAUCAUGCGCGCAAAAUGUGGCAAUACUGGUGAGUGUUACACUGCGAGAA